Capsella rubella is the source of this 1177-nucleotide messenger RNA. RefSeq lists its product as uncharacterized. The record is from RefSeq and is a predicted model, not a curated record. NCBI's taxonomy places the organism in Eukaryota, Viridiplantae, Streptophyta, Magnoliopsida, Brassicales, Brassicaceae. The transcript is spliced from 2 exons. The coding region runs from base 190 to 948 and encodes 252 amino acids.
UCUCAUUUUUUCUCGAUCAGUGUUGUUGUUUCGCGUUUUUUCCUUUUUAUUGUAUUUAUAUACUCCCCUUAACCUACGCCGGUGAAAGCUCUUAACCUACGCUACACAUCGCCGGCGAUUUUUGUUUUAUGAUAUUCAAACUUCUAGAGAAGAAGAAGAGAUCUUUGAUCGGAGAAAAGAUUGUUUUAGAUGGAGGUUAUGGUGGGAUCUUCGUAUGGUAUCGGCAUGGCGGCGUACGUUAGAGAUCGCGGCGGCGUUACGGCGCAGGAUAAGGCUGUUCAGACUGCUCUGUUUUUGGCUGAUGAAUCUGGACGCGGUGGAUCGCAGAUCGGGUUGAGGAUGAGGAUGAGUGGUGAUGAUGAUAAUAAUAAUAGUAAGUCGCCGGAGGAGUCGUCGGAUAGUUCGUCGUCGAUCGGAGAGAGCAGCGAGAACGAGGAGGAGGAGGAAGAAGACGACGCCGUUUCGUUUCGUGGAGGUGGAACACUUGAUUCGUUUAGUUCUUCUCUUGAAGAGUCUCUUCCGAUUAAGAGAGGAUUGUCGAAUCAUUAUGUUGGAAAAUCGAAAUCGUUUGGGAAUUUAAUGGAAGCAGCGAGCAACAAGGCAAAGGAUUUGGAGAAAGUUGAGAAUCCAUUUAACAAGAGGAGGAGAUUGCUUAUAGCUAACAAGCUAAGGAGGAGAGGAAGAUCUAUGUCGGCUUCGAAUUUUUACUCGUGGCAAAACCCUAAUUCUAUGCCUUUACUUGCACUACAAGAACAUAAUGAAGAAGAUCAUCAUCAUAAUCAUAGUGAUGACUAUGAGGAUGAGGAGGAUGAUGAACAUAGGAAGAUGGCGAUGAUGAUGAUGAUGAAGAAUAAGAGAGAUUUGAUGGCUCAAACUCGAAGCUGUUUCUGUCUAAGUAGUUUACAAGAAGAAGAUGAUGGUGAUGUUGUUGAUGAUGAUGAUGAAUAAAUUAUCAAAUCAAGUAAAGAUUUGUUUCUUUCAAUACUUGGUUUUUAAAUUUGUUCUUCUCUUGUGAAUUUGUUUUUUUUCUCUUUUUUUUUUUUUUCUAUGAAGGGAGAGAGUUAGAGGAAAGUUUCAGUGAUAACAAAGUGGUGGAAGAUUUGAUUUGUUUAGAAAUAAUUUAAUAAUUAAUUAUUAUAUUCAUUAGUAAAGCAGCCUUAAUUAGACUUUUUCAUAA